Messenger RNA from Didymodactylos carnosus, 423 nucleotides. The record is from the annotation of a GenBank genome assembly. Lineage: Eukaryota; Metazoa; Rotifera; Eurotatoria; Philodinida; Philodinidae.
AUGAAACGACCAACGAUCGACUUGCCAUCGGACGUACCAAGAAAGAUAUCAACGAAACUAGCGAAUGUUGAUGAUCGGUUUAUGUAUUUGAAAAUGGCUGCAUCUGUUGAUACUUUUUGUACGACAAGUUCGGAUUUGGGAAAGGAAGCGGCUAAUUCAGUCGCGAAACCGAUAUUAGAUUUCGACUCGACGACGAAUGAUCUAGUGAGCAUGUCACGACUGGAUUUUGAUACGUCUAUUCCUUAUUUGGAAAUCGGUACAGUUCAACGUUUGACACUUGAAGAUCUUUUGACACCGAUCACUAUUGACCGUUUAAAACUCGAUGAUUUAUCGUCACGAACAAAGGCAGGCAAAUAUGACGAGAACUCGCUGAGAUCAUCGUUUGUCGACGACGUUUAUUUGCUCAAUGAAACUAGUAUUUAG